AUCUAAUGAAAAGUGCAAGAUGUAUGGAGUAUUUAAUUGAUCAAUUUCAUCUUGAUGACGUUAUCCAAUAUAAGGAAUAGAAUGCUCUUAUAAGCUCAAAUGAAGAUGCUACUGUUAUUGUUAUCUUUCAAAAACUGUAGAUUGAACAUUAUGAGGAUGUUGAUGGUCGAAUGCAAUUAAUUUUUCAACAAGAACUUUACUAGUUUAAAAAUACAUUAUUUAAUCGCAAAUACGAUAUUCCCACAAGAUUGGCUUUGAACUAAAAGGGAGAUAUAUUAUUAAUUGAAAUUCACAAAACAAAAUUUAAUUUAUAUUACAAAAAGGCUUAGUUGCAGUAAUGGACACAUUUUUACAGUAAUUGUACCGUUUAGAACAUAUCAAAUUAUAGAUUUAAUAGCAUAUUAAAAUCUUUUAACUCACAAUUUUCUUGCUUUCUUUUGUAGAUAUAAUCAACUCCUAAAACCAUUGUCUUAAGUAUUAUAAAUACCCCUUAGACCAAGAAAUUAAUUCAAUCAUUAAUCUAAGUAACUGAUUGUAUAUUAAACGAAGACAAUAAUAUAAUUCUUGGAAGAGAAUCCAACUAACUUCACUUUUAUAAAUAGAAAAAAGUGAUACCAUUUCAAAAAAUAAAUCUACCAAAUGGUCUUCUUUAUGCAAAGUUUGACUAAUUAAAUAACCUAAUAUUAUUGACUAAGGCUCAUCUAGAAAUUUAUUUUCAAUAAUUAGGAUAAACCUAUCAAAAAAUUGCAGGAAUACCAAUAAUUAAUAAUAAUUAAAUUUGUAACAUUGUUCCUAUCGAUGCCUAUAUCAUAAUUUAGAGAACCUACUUAGGUGCAGAAUUUGCCUAAGUUUGUUAAAUUGAGGAAGGCGCCAUAUAACUUGUAGGGAAAAUUAUAUGUCGAUAAAUAAUUACUUCAUCAAGUCGUUCAUUCUACUUAGUAAUCAAAGACAAAUAAAUUGAAAUUUAUAGACACAAUUGA
Messenger RNA from Paramecium octaurelia, 980 nucleotides. Lineage: Eukaryota; Ciliophora; Oligohymenophorea; Peniculida; Parameciidae. The record is from the annotation of a GenBank genome assembly.